This is a messenger RNA of Dermatophagoides pteronyssinus (European house dust mite), 2853 nucleotides long. RefSeq names its product telomere length regulation protein TEL2 homolog. Gene Ontology annotation, cellular component: cytosol. Gene Ontology annotation, biological process: 'de novo' cotranslational protein folding. Gene Ontology annotation, molecular function: Hsp90 protein binding; telomeric repeat DNA binding. NCBI's taxonomy places the organism in Eukaryota, Metazoa, Arthropoda, Arachnida, Sarcoptiformes, Pyroglyphidae. The record is from RefSeq and is a predicted model, not a curated record.
UCGUCGUUCAUGAAUGGCGUCGAGCACAUUGUUUUUAAAUUGGGAUGCAUUUUAAAAAAAAAAAUUCUUGAUUCUUGAUGCGUAUCAUGGAUUCGAUUGAAGAUAAUUUUGAAAAUAUAGCCAAACAAAUUGAUCAAUUAAAGAAUGGAAUUGAAAAUGAUUCGGAAAAAUAUAAUCAAUUCUAUGAUUAUGUUGUUUCAUUUUGUUCAAUUUUUAAAUUCAAUAUUUUUAUCGAAAAAUUAUUGAUUGAAAAAGAAAAAUCAUUAAGACGUGAUAAAAUAAUGUCGAUUCUUAUUGAUAUUGUUUUUGAAUCGGAAAAUUUUGAAAAUCUUGUGAUAACAAUAGCCGAAAGACUGCAGAUGCAAAAAUAUUCAUCAUUCGAAAUUGAUAAAUUCAUCAAUAUUUUGGUAUCGUUCCCGGAAUUAAUUGCCAAUCUAUAUGGAUCCAGUUAUCCACGUAUGUUCGAAACGAAAAAUUAUAUUUCCAGACUGUGUCAUGUUUUGGAACAUAUUCUACAUCGGAUACAUGAUUGUGAUCAAGAAAGAAAAUCUUACGUUAUGCAUCACAUACAUUGUAUUGUUCGUCGUUUAUGUUUACGAGGCUAUCAGGAACCGAUUUGGAAUCAUUUGUUAAAAAAUUUAUUCGAUAAAAUUAUUGAAGAUGAUAAAUGGAAUAAACUGGCGCAAGAUAUCCUUUUCGGUUAUCAUCGAGAAGAAGAACAUACCGAUAAUGUACAAUCCAUUUCAGAAAUGUCUAAAUUUUUAGAACCAUUAUUCAAAAUGAUAUUUCAUUAUUCAUCUUGUUCGAAAUCGAUCGAAAUAUUAUUUCCAUUCGAUUUUAUUUGUAAACAUAUUUCAUUAUUAUCAAAAAUUGAAUUCUUAUUGACAAACAAAUUUGUUUUGAUCUAUCAUUGUCCAUUGAAUGUUGAUAGAUUUAAUCGUGAUCAAUUUAUUUAUAAUUUAUUGGGUUAUUUAUUUCGUUGCAAUUCGAAAUGGUUCAUUUCUUUAUCAAACAAUGUAAUGGAUGCAUGGUCAAAUUCAAAUGCAUUCAAUUAUCGUAAAUAUCAGCAACAAUUUUAUCUUUGUCGUUUAAUGAUUUUGAUCGGAAGAUUAUUAUUGGAAUAUCGACAUGAUUAUCAUGGCCAAGAUGAUAUGAAAAAAAUUAUUGAAAAAUUACAAUCAUCAACAUUCAAUGGUUCGACUAUCAAUUUGGCCAGUUCACAGCAAGAAUUUCGUAGUAUUGGUCUUACAACAUCGUUGAUUUUAUUUGAACUUUUUAUAAAAUUCAAUUCUAUCAAUAUUGAAUUACCGGAAUUUCCCGAACUAAAAAAUAUUGAAAAUGAUGAUUGUGAAUAUUUAAAAUAUCUUGGUUCAUUUGAUUUGAAUCAAAUGUUUGAAAUUUCUCGUGUACAAAACAACCAAAAAACACUACCCGAAAAGAUGAUUAUCGAUGAAAUAAAAUCAACUAUCGAUGCUAUCGAUGAUAUAAAAUCAACAUCUACACCAUUAGAUAGUGAUGAUGAUGAUGAUGAUCUAUUACCAUAUGAUCUUUCAAAUGAUAUUCCAAUCGAAGAUGAUGUCCGGUAUACGCAAAAAAACUUCGGUACACAAUUGAAUACGGAUAAUAAUCAACAAAAUAUUCAAAAUAUUUUAUUGAUUGAUAAUUCUAAACAACGACCUAUUUAUUUACAAGAUUGUAUUGAAGGCCUUUGUGAUUAUGAAAAAUCAGAUUGGAUGCGAAAAUGUUUGCAAUCCUCGGAAAAGAUAAUUCGUACCAAUUUUGAUCGAUUAGAUUCAAUAUCAUUACGUUUUACGAAAAUACUAUUCGAUUUAGAUGAUAAUUGUGGUAUUGAAAAUUUCGAUCAAUUACGACUGAAUUCAUUGAUUGCUUUGUGUGUUGGUUCACCAAAAAUUGUUGCCAGUUAUUUGACAGAUCGUUUUUAUGCUCAACAUAUUUCUAUUCGUAAUCGUAUGGAUGUUCUUGCCGUAUUGACUAAAGCUAGUGAAGAAUUGUCUCAAUUAAAACCAUUAGAGUUCAAAGAUCAUGAUAAAUUCGUCAAAGCAAUUCCGGAAAACAGUAAAAAACUUUUGACAUUGAGUGAACAGAAUCGAAAAUUUCAACGUGAUUUUUUCAAUAUCGACAAUGAUGAUAGUCACAAUGAUCAUGAUUCUGAACAAAAAAAUUGGAAAUCUUUAAUCGAACAGAAAAUAAAAUCACAAACCAGAUAUAUUUCUCCAAUUUAUCAUCAAAAAUAUUCGGAAACAUCAUCAUCAACAACAAUGUCAUCGAAUCGAUUUGUACCAGUUGCUAAAUAUUUUUUCUUUCCAUUAUUACGUGAUUUUGAAAAAAUGGAUUUAAAACUGAAAAUUCAUGAAAUUGAUUCAUUUAUUAUUGAAUCAUUAAUAUUAGCAUUGGGUAUAAUGCUACAAAAUUGUCAUAAUCAUUCACAAACAAUGUUGAUGUCAAAAGAAUUAUUACCAUUCAUAUAUUCUUAUCGUAAUCAUUUGAAAAGUAAUGUACGUUCGGCAAUCAUCAAUACAUUCAGUAUUGUUUUACAAUCAACACCGGCACAUUUUCUUAUAAAUGAUUUACAAAAUCAAAUGAUUGAUUUCAAAAUCUGGCUUCAAGAGAUAAUUAUCAAUGAUUUGAAUCAAGAUUGUAUGAUCAAAGCUUAUCGAGCAAUGAUGGCCUUAGGCGAGCUUGUCAAUCAUCCUCAAUUACAAUCAACUCAUCAAUCUUCGAUUAGAGAAUGUUCUGAUGUUAUAAAUAAGAUGAUCAAAUAAUAACAAAUUCAUUUUUUAAUGAUGGAAAAUACAAGGAUAUUAUUCAUAUGGAUUAAGUCGAUUAUAUGAU